Messenger RNA from Raphanus sativus (radish), 504 nucleotides. RefSeq lists its product as uncharacterized. The record is from RefSeq and is a predicted model, not a curated record. Lineage: Eukaryota; Viridiplantae; Streptophyta; Magnoliopsida; Brassicales; Brassicaceae. Bases 1 to 504 code for a protein of 167 amino acids. The transcript has a single exon.
AUGGAGGAUUGCAUAGCCCUAAAGUUGGAAGUCGCCGAGCUCCUCAAGAAAGGCUACCUACGGGAGUUCCACUCGGAUAAAGCCAAGAACCUUCUAAAUAAAGAAGGUCCCGGUAUCCCUAUCGAGGCAGCUUCAGCAUUGCCACCACAGCUAGACCGGGUGAUCCACGUCAUCACAGGCGGAUCAGAGGAAAGUGGAAUAAGCAGUGCCGCAGCCAAGAGAAGUGCCAGGAACGGCCAAGAGACCGAGGGUCCCAAGCGCCUACUCCUUGGAACAGAUGAGAUCAGUUUCACUGCAAGGGAGCAGGAGAAGGUCCUCACCCCUCAUCAUGACGCUCUCGUCAUUUCACUUACGAUAGCAAACUGCUUGGUCAAGCGAAUACUAGUAGAUAAUGGGAGCUCCAGUAACAUAAUCUUCCAUUCGGCCUUCGCCGACCUGGGUUUGGAACCUACAGCUCUAACCAGAAAGGCAACUUCCCUCGUAGGCUUCAGUGGAGAAGUCUAA